AAGAAUCUUCUGUGAAUUUCAGUGCAUAAUUCCGUGCGAAUCGUUUUCCGAGUAUGACCGGAGAUGUGCGGAAUAUCCGGUCGCAUUAUUACCGGAAAGUCGGUUUCAACAUCGUUGAUGAGAAGAAGACCUUGGAGUCUUUGCUCAAGGAAAGUUGCAUUGAUCUCGAAAACUUGAAACAAUAUUGUGCCAGAUUUUUGCUGACUGCAGACCGUCGAUUGUUGGUCUGGAAAAUUGUGUUGGGAGUUCUUCCGAAAUUUGCAUCGAGUCACGAUUUUGUCGCGCAACAAAGAAGGGAACAGUAUGAAGAUUUGUUUCGAUCCGUGGAUGUUCUGAAAGCAGUUCCCAGAGGCGGGCAUCUAUCCCGGAAGUUCGUGCUCAUGUGGGCUAUUGAAACACGGAAGUGGGAACCGGAAACUAAUCGCUGGCUGUCUGAGAAACCGGCGCAAUGCAUGGAAACGUUGUCAAAGGCUCUGCUUUCCAUGUUUCCUGGAAACGAAAGUGAUUGUUACUGGCUGGCGAAGAGCAUAGUAUCGACUAGAAUUCUCAGGAUGGAGAAGCAAUUGACAUUGAUGACUGAAAACUUUUGGUCUGUUUUGGAACGAGAAGAUGGAGAAUUGCACGCUCAUAUUGUUGGUCGAAAGGCGCAAGAAUCCGUUCCCAUCGAAUCUUGGUUUUUGACAUUAUUUGCCGUUGUUUUGCAUCACGAAGCUCUGCUCAAGGUUUGGGAUCGUGUCGUCGGAGGCCAGGAUAAGACGGUGGUGAACAUAGCGAUUGCUGUUGUGGUCCACUCCAGAGCUGCACUUCUGUCACAAAAUAACAUCCCUAUGAUGCGAGAAAAUUUGCUGAAGUGUGUGACAGAAACAUUGCUUGAUUCGGAAGAUGCGUCCAUUCAAGUUGUGGACGAAGCUUUUGGAAUAGGAGACCACGGUGCUUGA
Molecule: messenger RNA, 938 nt
Organism: Notodromas monacha
Lineage: Eukaryota; Metazoa; Arthropoda; Ostracoda; Podocopida; Cyprididae
Source: the annotation of a GenBank genome assembly